AUGGCAUCAUGCAAUAAGAUGGUUGGGAUGUUGUUGGUGCUUUUCCCAGCCAUCUUCUUGGAGAUGACUCUUCUACCGAGGAGCCCUGGCAGGAAUGUGUUGUUGGUUGGGGGCUCCUCUCAGCGAUCAGUGGCUAGAAUGGAUGGGGAUGUCAUUAUUGGAGCUCUCUUCUCUGUUCACCAUCAGCCACCAGCAGAAAAGGUGCCUGAGAGGAAGUGUGGGGAGAUAAGGGAGCAGUAUGGUAUCCAGAGAGUGGAGGCCAUGUUUCACACAUUGGAUAAAAUUAACUCUGAUCCCAUUCUGCUGCCCAACAUCACUCUGGGCAGUGAGAUUAGGGAUUCCUGCUGGCAUUCAUCUGUUGCACUGGAGCAGAGUAUUGAGUUCAUUAGGGAUUCUCUGAUUUCUAUUCGUGAUGACAAGGAUGGGACAAAUCGAUGCCUUCCUGACAACCAAUCUCACCACCCUGGUCGGACUAAAAAGCCCAUUGCAGGUGUGAUUGGUCCUGGCUCCAGCUCGGUGGCCAUACAAGUCCAGAACUUACUUCAGCUCUUUGACAUCCCCCAGAUUGCUUAUUCAGCCACAAGCAUUGACCUGAGUGACAAAACUUUGUACAAAUAUUUCUUGAGGGUAGUCCCUUCAGACACUUUGCAAGCCAGGGCUAUGCUUGACAUAGUCAAACGUUACAAUUGGACCUAUGUCUCCGCUGUCCACACAGAAGGAAACUAUGGGGAAAGUGGAAUGGAUGCUUUCAAAGAGCUGGCUGCCCAGGAAGGCCUAUGCAUUGCUCACUCAGACAAAAUCUAUAGCAAUUCUGGGGAGAAAAGCUUCGAUCGGCUUCUGCGCAAGCUUCGGGAGAGACUACCCAAGGCCAGAGUGGUGGUUUGUUUUUGUGAAGGAAUGACGGUCAGAGGGCUUCUGAGUGCCAUGAAACGUCUGGGAGUUGUAGGAGAGUUCUUACUCGUUGGCAGUGAUGGCUGGGCAGACAGAGAUGAAGUCAUUGAAGGCUAUGAAGUUGAGGCCAAUGGAGGGAUCACCAUAAAGCUCCAGUCACCAGAGGUCAGGUCUUUUGAUGACUACUUCUUAAAAUUGAGACUGGACACCAACACUCGAAAUCCAUGGUUCCCUGAAUUCUGGCAGCAUCGGUUCCAAUGUAGGCUUCCAGGACACCUUCUGGAAAAUCCCAACUUUAAAAGGAUCUGCACAGGCAAUGAGAGUUUAGAAGAAAAUUAUGUCCAGGACAGCAAAAUGGGCUUUGUCAUCAAUGCUAUCUAUGCUAUGGCCCAUGGACUGCAGAAUAUGCACCAUGCUCUCUGUCCUGGACAUGUGGGUCUUUGUGAUGCUAUGAAACCCAUUGAUGGCAGUAAGCUCUUGGACUUCCUCAUAAAAUCCUCCUUCAUCGGUGUAUCAGGAGAAGAGGUGUGGUUUGAUGAAAAAGGAGAUGCCCCUGGAAGGUAUGAUAUCAUGAAUCUUCAGUACACUGAUGCUAACCGGUAUGACUAUGUCCACAUUGGGACCUGGCAUGAAGGAGUGCUGAAUAUUGACGACUAUAAGAUCCAAAUGAACAAAAGUGGCAUGGUACGGUCUGUGUGCAGUGAACCUUGUUUAAAGGGUCAGAUUAAGGUCAUCCGGAAAGGAGAGGUGAGCUGCUGUUGGAUCUGCACAGCAUGCAAGGAGAAUGAAUACGCGCAAGACGAAUUCACCUGCAAAGCGUGUGACCUUGGAUGGUGGCCAAACAGAGACCUCACUGGCUGUGAACCCAUUACUGUUCGCUAUCUUCAAUGGAGCAACAUAGAGUCUAUUGUAGCUGUGGUGUUCUCUUGCCUGGGCAUUUUGGUCACUUUGUUUGUCACACUCAUCUUCGUGCUAUACCGGGAUACUCCAGUGGUCAAAUCCUCCAGUCGAGAGCUUUGUUAUAUAAUUCUAGCUGGCAUUUUCCUUGGUUAUGUGUGCCCCUUCACCCUCAUCGCCAAGCCUACCAUCACAUCAUGCUACCUCCAGCGCCUCCUGGUUGGACUCUCUUCUGCUAUGUGCUACUCUGCUUUGGUGACCAAAACUAACCGUAUUGCACGAAUCCUGGCUGGGAGCAAGAAGAAAAUAUGCACCAGGAAGCCUCGAUUCAUGAGCGCCUGGGCCCAAGUGAUCAUCGCCUCUAUUCUGAUUAGUGUGCAGCUAACAUUGGUGGUGACCCUGAUUGUCAUGGAGCCGCCCAUGCCUAUCCUGUCUUACCCCAGCAUCAAGGAAGUCUACUUGAUCUGCAACACCAGCAACCUGGGUGUGGUGGCCCCCUUGGGCUACAAUGGACUCCUCAUCAUGAGCUGCACCUACUAUGCCUUCAAGACCCGAAAUGUGCCCGCUAACUUCAAUGAAGCCAAGUACAUUGCUUUCACCAUGUACACCACAUGCAUCAUCUGGCUGGCUUUCGUGCCCAUCUACUUCGGAAGCAACUACAAGAUUAUCACUACCUGCUUUGCUGUGAGCCUCAGUGUGACGGUAGCAUUGGGAUGCAUGUUCACGCCCAAGAUGUACAUCAUCAUUGCUAAGCCUGAGAGGAACGUCCGCAGUGCCUUCACCACCUCAGACGUGGUGCGCAUGCACGUCGGGGACGGCAAGCUGCCCUGCCGCUCCAAUACCUUCCUCAGCAUUUUCCGGAGAAAGAAGCCAGGGGCAGGGAAUGCAAAUUCUAAUGGCAAGUCUGUGUCAUGGUCUGAAUCAGGUGGAAGAGAGGUGCCCAAAGGACAGCACAUGUGGCACCGUCUGUCUGUGCACGUGAAGAGCAACGAGACAGCCUGCAACCAGACAGCGGUGAUCAAGCCCCUCACUAAAAGUUACCAAGGCUCGGGGAAGAGCCUGACUUUUUCAGAUAUCAGCACCAAGACCCUGUACAACGUGGUGGAGGAGGAGGAGAGCGAUCCACCCGUGCGCUUUAGCCCAGCCUGCAGCCCUUCAAGGCUGGUGCACCGCCGGGUGACCCCAGCCACUCCUCCCCUCCCAGCCCACGUGGUGGUGGACGAGCCCCCCUUGUUCCGGUCCGAGCCGGCCGCUUCCCGAGGCCUGCCGGCCCCGCUGCAGCAGCCGCCCCCGCUGCCAGAGCCCGAACCCCAGCCCCAGCCCCAGCCUCAGGAGCUCUUGCUUCUGGACCAGCUGCAGGGCGUGGCCAGCAUCCCGGACUACAACAACUUCACUGCGGUACUGACGGGCCCUGGGGGCCCGGGCAACGGGGGGAGGCCUCUCUACCAGCUCCCGGCUUCCCAGCCUCCACCUCUGCCGCUGCCGCAGCCGCAGCCGCAAGCGCUGCCUCUCCAGCUGAGCACCUUCAGCGACGAGCCCAUCUCGCCCCCGGCCGACGAGGGGGACAGCGAGCGAUUCCAGCUCCUCCAGGAGUACAUAUACGAGCAAAGGGGAGACACGGAAGAAGAUGAGCUGGAGGACGAGGAGGAUGAGGAAGAGCAGGAGGAACGGGGGCUCCGAGCCACGGGCAAACUGACCCCCGACGCGUCCCCUGCGCUGACGCCUCCGUCACCCUUCCGAGACUCGGUGGCCUCGGGCAGCUCGGUACCCAGCUCGCCGGUGUCCGAGUCCGUGCUCUGCACCCCUCCAAACGUCACCUACGCCUCGGUCAUCCUGAGAGACUAUAAACAAAGCUCAUCCACCCUGUAGCGGGAGGGAGCUGGGAGGCAGUCACAGAAGCAAGGGGAGCUGAAGAGGCUGGAAAAAGCAAUCCGGGGGAGGGAGGACAAAUCCGUUGCUGUCCCAAGUACGGGGGAGGGAGGGAAGAAAGGGAAGGGAGGUGGGGGGGAGCGGUGGGGGGAAAGGACGGGAGGGGGGAUGGUUGGGUUCUCUCUCCUACCCAGUGAUCUAUUCACCAGAGAGCUUUGAUGCUUGAAUCAUUCAAAAGCGUGCUCUAGCUGCAGGAAGGGGAUUCUGACAAAGCACAAGCCUAAAUGCUGUACGACAGUUAGGACAAAAGAAUGUUACUGUUUUUGUUUUGUUUCGUUUUGUUUUGUUUUUUAAAAUUCCUCUUGCACAGGAUCAUCGACAAGCUUUCAAACCGCCGUAAAAAGCGAAGUCAUCGAUAGACUCACUAGCACAUCUUGGGGGGGAGGGGGGGAAGGAUGGAAGGAUGGAGGGAGGGCGGGGCAAAGGAAUUUGGGGAAGCCGAGACGCUCAUUGGCUGAAGAGAGAACCGGCGUGAAGCUACCUUGGGGACUGAUGGUACGGCUACUUCUCCCUUCCUCUCUCCCACGUGAGGCCCCACCGGUACACAAACUGUAGGGGUCCCUGAAGGGACGCUGGAACUCGAAUGGCAACGUCAGAAUCUGAACUAGAACCAAGGGCCUCAUUCCUAGUGUUUUCCAUCAGAGCCCCGAGUCGACCUUGCCGUGCCACCGGGAGAAAAUGCUGUGCCCCCAAGCUGCAGUUCGGUGAUUUAUCUUUGGCAAAACAGCCUGAGGCGGGGUGGGCUGGGGGGAACUCACCGCGAAGUAUUUGUUGCCGCACACUCAGCUUCUCUAAUUAAUAUUUCGGUUUGGUUUGGUUUUUGCUGAUUUUGGAAAGGGGUCAGAACCAGAGACCAAAUAGAGUUGAAGGUCUUUGUUAUGUGUCGAGCUUGCAUCGUGCCAAGGGCUUUGAGCUGCCCUUUUGUUGACGAGAACAAACCCUGUGGCUAAACUGUUACCCUACAUUUACUGUAGCAAAUAAUAUUUACCAAUUGACCUUCUGUAACACAAGUAUAUUUACUAUGUGGCUUCAUUGUUCUUCUGUGUAACUAGGGUAGUAGCUUCAUCUUUGAAGAUAGUUGUGUACCCCUAGCAAAGAUGACUAUUUUAGCUGAAAAACAAUUAUUUCCUGUUGUUGUCAAAGUUGUUGUAAAAGAAAGUGUACAAAUUUGUCCCGUGUCUGUGUGCCUGUGCCUCUCUGUGUGAAAUGUAAUGUCAACUGCCACUGAAAGAUUGUCCUACAGAUAAAGUAUUGCUAUUUUUAUGUUCAAAUCAUGUUUUCUAUAUAGCAUUGUUAUAAGUAUAUACAGUAAGUAGCUCUUUGAAGGUUUGUAUGCUGUGCUCUCAAACAUUUUUCAUAUGCAGCUAAGACAGUUGUUACCCUGCUAAACUGGAGUUUGUUUUGCAGAUGUUUUAUGAUGUGGGUAGAUUAUUAAUAAUUUAAGUGCUUCAAGAAUUUGUCAUAUUAAAUGUUUGCAAAAAAAAGUAUGGGUAACCACAAAAAGGUGCAUUUUAUACUGCUUGCACAUACCAGUAUUAAAACUUAAGAUUGAAAAAGUA
Molecule: messenger RNA, 5276 nt
Organism: Trichosurus vulpecula (common brushtail)
Lineage: Eukaryota; Metazoa; Chordata; Mammalia; Diprotodontia; Phalangeridae
Gene: GRM1
Product: glutamate metabotropic receptor 1
Exons: 8
Coding region: 1-3657 (1218 amino acids)
Biological process (GO): G protein-coupled glutamate receptor signaling pathway; regulation of synaptic transmission, glutamatergic
Cellular component (GO): postsynaptic density membrane
Molecular function (GO): adenylate cyclase inhibiting G protein-coupled glutamate receptor activity; G protein-coupled receptor activity involved in regulation of postsynaptic membrane potential
Source: RefSeq, a predicted model, not a curated record